This is a messenger RNA of Homarus americanus (American lobster), 480 nucleotides long. RefSeq lists its product as uncharacterized. Lineage: Eukaryota; Metazoa; Arthropoda; Malacostraca; Decapoda; Nephropidae. The transcript has a single exon. The record is from RefSeq and is a predicted model, not a curated record. Bases 1 to 480 code for a protein of 159 amino acids.
AUGGUGACGCGACAGUAUCUGAUUGGUCUUCCCAUUGUGAUGUUUGGAGCAGGUGAUUGGCCGUCUUCAUCUACCUCGGAAUUUACGGCAGGUGAUUGGUCGUCUUCAUCUACCUCGGAAUUUACGGCAGGUGAUUGGUCGUCUUCAUCUACCUCGGAAUUUACGGCAGGUGAUUGGUCGUCUUCAUCUACCUCGGAAUUUACGGCAGGUGAUUGGUUGUCUUCAUCUACCUCGGAGUUUACGGCAGGUGAUUGGCCGUCUUCAUCUACCUCGGAAUUUACGGCAGGUGAUUGGUCGUCUUCAUCUACCUCGGAAUUUACGGCAGGUGAUUGGUCGUCUUCAUCUACCUCGGAAUUUACGGCAGGUGAUUGGUCGUCUUCAUCUACCUCGGAAUUUACGGCAGGUGAUUGGUUGUCUUCAUCUACCUCGGAGUUUACGGCAGGUGAUUGGUCUUUUUCCGUGAACAGUAUGGAUUUCUAG